CUGGAACGAUAAGAGGGGAAUGUUGGGAUCUCGAGAGUACCUCGAAUACAAUGAUUCUCAACGAGGACUCCCCUGCUCCAGGGGAGUCGCCCAGGCUUGUAGGCCCAGACUUGUAUACCUCGGGUAGAUGGCAAACGCAUGGGCCUUCAGACACUCAACCUAUGGAGAUUAUGCAUGUUCUCUACAGUGUGUUCAAACAUAAGAACUUGCUGCUGCGGUUUCCUGGGGCAUCUUCUCUCAGAAACUCAUCUGCUGUCUAUCCCGUUGAAUAGCUGUCAAGAAUAUCAAUCUGUUGUGCAGGACAGCCUUACAGCCAUAUAACUCCACAGCAUUGGCUGUGAUAGCGGUGAAUAACCCAGACCAUAUUGAUAUCGAUAUGCAUAACUACGGUCAAAGGCUUGCUGUGAAUACCUAUCGCCUUGAAAUGGCGCUUGGUGUCGGAAACAGUACAUCUGCGGAGAAUAUUAAGACAGCGAUCGUCGCAGAUCCCUACAGUCUAGAGUGGUGGAACUCUGCCUGGCAUGCUCCGUGGGGAUCUCAGCGAAAUCAUUUGAUCUUUGACACGACGCAUGAUAUAAACAGACACCCUUCAUCAUCUAGUUUGAAGAGAGAAUCAUAUGAUGAUCCACCGACAAUGUCUUCCAACCCAACAUAUUCUGAUCACAUUAGCGAACCGACAUCACCCUCACUCAUCUCAAGCAGUAAUAGCUUAUCUCCAGUCCCGACUUCGGUCUCUGAAUAUUCCUCAACUCAUGCGGGAAGCCCAGCUUCAAUCCAGCAGAGUAUUGAGAAAAGGCCUGGGAAGGCUUCACUGCACCAUCUCAGCCCGCAGUUCGAGACAAAUCUCAAACAAAUAUCUGGAUACAAUUGUCCCCUCCCAUUGACACAUCGAACUCUAAUGAGCGACACCAGUAUCCCCUCAACGCCAUUCCUAGAGGUCGCGAGUGGCCAGUGCUUAACAAAAGAGGCCCAAGAGAGCGCCAAGGCAAGACGAAAGAUCGCCCACAAUGCCGUUGAGAGACGCUACCGGGUCAAGAUGAAUGCCAAGUUCAUCGCCCUGGGCAAAGCCAUCCCCAGCCUGCGUGCAGGCAAGCCGAACGCCUCCCUACGGAGCAAGGGCAUCAAAGUCAUUCUAAAUGACAGCACCGUGAUUCAGAACAAGGCUGAGGUUCUGACCAAGGCAGUGGCUUAUAUCCAAGAACUUGAAGAGCAGAGGUCACUGCUCCAUAGAGAGAUUUGCUCUCUCAGGGACCAACUCCUCCCUCGAGGGAUCUGGUAAUCUCUGACAAUGGGACAGGACAAGACAAGACAUAUCGAGGAGAGAGGAAGACGAAAGAAUAAGAUUGAAACUAGAUAGACCAAAAGCAAGACUAGAAGGGCAGAAAAAGCCCGAAGCAAAGGCUGACGCGCUCCACAAGAAUUGCAGUAUCAUCACAAGGGCAGUUAUUUUUGAAAUUACCCGCUAAUCCAACAAAUAUAAAGUACCAGGUUGCAGAACUGACGGGGAACACCAC
Molecule: messenger RNA, 1514 nt
Organism: Paecilomyces variotii
Lineage: Eukaryota; Fungi; Ascomycota; Eurotiomycetes; Eurotiales; Thermoascaceae
Exons: 3
Coding region: 377-1279 (300 amino acids)
Molecular function (GO): protein dimerization activity
Source: RefSeq, a predicted model, not a curated record